CUCUCCUGGAGUAGACAUCAGGAUCCCAGGCUUUGGUGGAACUAAGACUGUAGAAUGGCUGGACUCUAGUGAAAUAUCACCUACCUCCUAUUUUUCGGUUAUGGUCCAGGACUUGUUAAGCAUGGGCUAUGUAAGGAACCAGUCUGUGAGAGGAGCACCAUAUGACUUCAGGAAAGCACCAAAUGAGCAGGCAGAUUUUUUCCUGAAAUUCAAGCAGCUGAUAGAGGAAACGUUCACUAUGAACAACAACAGCCGCGUAGUGUUGGUGGGUCACAGUAUGGGUAAUAUGUACACCCUGUACUUCCUCAACCACCAGCCACAGCAGUGGAAAGACAAAUAUAUCAGGUCCUUUGUGUCCUUGGCAGGGCCAUGGGGAGGAGCAGCAAAAACACUCAGGCUUAUGUCUUCUGGUGAUAGUUUGGGUUUCUACUCCAUAAUCCUGAACCCACUGGAGAUUCGCCCACAACAGAGGUCAAUGCCCAGCACUGCUUGGCUUUUACCCACAGACUCUGUCUGGAGCCCAGACGAUGUCCUCGUCAGCAGGCCAGGUUACAACUACACAUUGAAAGACUAUAAAAAGUUCUUUCAGGAUCUUAACUUCAUGGACGGCUGGUACAUGAGACAGGACACAGAGGGAUUGACGAGGAAGUUGUCGCCACCUGGUGUCGAGGUGCACUGUGUCCACGGAUUGGGGGUGAAGACGCCGGCGGCGUUUUCGUUCACGGAAAAGCAGUGGCCGGAUUCUCAGCCCACGGUGACAUACAGUAAUGGGGAUGGGACGGUGAACAGUAGAAGUCUUGAAGGCUGUUUGCUGUGGCAGGAGAGGCAACCCCAGAGUGUGUACCAUUAUGUCAUUCCCAAUGCCGAACAUAUGCAACUUCUCUACAAUGCAGAUGCUAUUAAGAUUAUUAAGAAAGUCGCAGGUAGCGACACUCCUUGAAGUAAAAACGCAUGUACACAGGGAGAGGGAAAAGUUGCCUUAAAUGGUUGUGCCAAAAUUAUCAAGAUUUCUGUAUUCAGGGAUUCUGUACUAGUUAAUGUUAGCUGUUGUCAUGACAACUGAUACUAGUUAAUACUCGUGGGUUGCAAAGAUGUGUUGGGAACAUGUCAGGAUGUGACUUGUUAUUUUUGUUCCAAAGUUAUAAGAACCCAUUGAUGCAACAAAAUAUGGGGAACAGUUUAAAACCAAGUUCCUCAGAAAAUCACCUUUUUGUUUUUUUUUUUUUUU
Molecule: messenger RNA, 1228 nt
Organism: Lingula anatina
Lineage: Eukaryota; Metazoa; Brachiopoda; Lingulata; Lingulida; Lingulidae
Product: lysosomal phospholipase A and acyltransferase
Biological process (GO): lipid metabolic process
Source: RefSeq, a predicted model, not a curated record